Messenger RNA from Salvelinus fontinalis (brook trout), 1648 nucleotides. RefSeq names its product voltage-dependent T-type calcium channel subunit alpha-1H-like. Lineage: Eukaryota; Metazoa; Chordata; Actinopteri; Salmoniformes; Salmonidae. Gene Ontology annotation, molecular function: voltage-gated sodium channel activity; low voltage-gated calcium channel activity. The annotation marks the transcript as partial. The record is from RefSeq and is a predicted model, not a curated record. Gene Ontology annotation, cellular component: neuron projection; plasma membrane; voltage-gated sodium channel complex. Gene Ontology annotation, biological process: membrane depolarization during action potential; positive regulation of calcium ion-dependent exocytosis; neuronal action potential. The transcript has 6 exons.
GAACUGACUGACAUCCUAGAGAUCAGUAAUCUAGUGUUCACCACUCUCUCUCUCUCUCUCUCUUUCUCUCUCUCUCCCUCCCUCCCCCCUAGCCCCAGGAGCUGACUGACAUCCUAGAGAUCAGUAAUCUAGUGUUCACCAGUCUCUCUUCUCUCCCUCCCUUCCCCCUAGCCCCAGGAACUGACUGACAUCCUAGAGAUCAGUAAUCUAGUGUUCACCAGUCUCUCUCUCUCCCUCCCUCCCCCCUAGCCCCAGGAGCUGACUGACAUCCUAGAGAUCAGUAAUCUAGUGUUCACCAGUCUCUCUCUCUCCCUCCCUCCCCCCUAGCCCCAGGAGCUGACUGACAUCCUAGAGAUCAGUAAUCUAGUGUUCACCAGUCUCUCUCUCUCCCUCCCUCCCCCCUAGCCCCAGGAGCUGACUGACAUCCUAGAGAUCAGUAAUCUAGUGUUCACCAGUCUCUCUUCUCUCCCUCCCUCCCCCCUAGCCCCAGGAGCUGACUGACAUCCUAGAGAUCAGUAAUCUAGUGUUCACCAGUCUCUCUCUCUCCCUCCCUCCCCCCUAGCCCCAGGAGCGGACUGACAUCCUAGAGAUCAGUAAUCUAGUGUUCACCAGUCUCUCUCUCUCCCUCCCUCCCCCCUAGCCCCAGGAGCUGACUGACAUCCUAGAGAUCAGUAAUCUAGUGUUCACCAGUCUCCUUCUCUCCCUCCCUCCCCCCUAGCCCCAGGAGCUGACUGACAUCCUAGAGAUCAGUAAUCUAGUGUUCACCAGUCUCUUCAGUCUGGAGAUGCUGCUGAAGCUGCUGGCCUUCGGUCUCUUCGGCUACAUCAGGAACCCGUACAACGGCUUUGACAGCGUCAUCGUCAUCAUUAGUGUAUGGGAGAUCAUUGGGCAGGCGGACGGCGGUCUGUCAGUCCUGCGUACGUUCCGUCUGCUGCGUGUCCUAAAGCUGGUCAGGUUCCUGCCCGCCCUGCGCAGACAGCUGGUGGUUCUGAUGAAGACUAUGGACAACGUAGCCACCUUCUGCAUGCUGCUCAUGCUCUUCAUCUUCAUAUUCAGUAUCCUCGGCAUGCAUCUGUUUGGCUGUAAGUUUGGUCUGAAGCUGGACAGUGGAGACACGCUACCUGACAGGAAGAACUUUGACUCGCUGCUCUGGGCUAUCGUCACUGUGUUCCAGAUCCUGACUCAGGAGGACUGGAAUGUGGUCCUGUAUAAUGGCAUGGCCUCCACCUCUCCUCUCGCUGCUCUCUACUUUGUAGCUCUGAUGACCUUUGGGAACUACGUCCUCUUCAACCUGCUGGUGGCCAUCUUGGUGGAGGGCUUCCAGGCGGAGGGUGAUGCUAACAGGUCAGAGGACGACGAUGAGAAACUGUCGACCUUAGAAGAGGAGGAGAAGAUGAAGGAGCUGUAUUCAGCAGAGUUGAAGCUCCAGGCGAUGAUGUUGACCCCUAAUGGCCUUCUGAACCCCCGAGCCUCCAUGCCCCUCCCACCCACACAGUCAACGUGGCAACAGCCGCCGCCACCGUCCCCGCGGCAACGCCCGCCGCUCAUUCUGCACACCGUGGCCACGCCCACAACUUGCGACAGCCAAUCACGGCGGGGCAGCGCCGUCUCUACGGAUACAAGCAACGCCCUGGACCCCAGGUCGCCG